AUGUCGGAUAAUAGUGCAGCAUACGAUAUGGAAAAUGUGGAAAUUGAGGAACUUGAAGCAGAUGAAGUCGAUGAAUCGGACUUAUCACAGUUCAUAGAACUGAGACUAAGCAAUAGACCAGUGAUGGUGCAACCGUUAUCGUCGAACAUUUCUGCACCCUCCACUUCACUGGCCGGAGCAAGUUCCUCUGCCCAGUCGGAAUCAGAAACAGAAGACGAAAACACACAACAACGGGAGGUGUUGAUAAAAAAACUGGUUGCUCGUGAAAUAACUUUCUCAGAGUAUCAGGCACGCAUGCACCACGAUGACGAGUUGGAUGAUGACGAACCUAACGUAGAUCGUACAACGAAAAAAAAAUCUACCUUUUUCGAAGAUUACAGCACUGCGCGUCGAGAUGUUCUCAAAGGCAACUUUCAAGGUUCGUCGUUAAAACCAGAGGGUAAGUCGGCUUUGCGACGCCAAAAACGAUGCCUACCUCCUGCCCUUCAGGGUUUGAUGGGUCAGGCUAAUCUUUGCUAUGCUAGAGGCGAUGCGAAGACAGCAAAAGAUCUUUGUCUCGAAAUUAUUCGCCAAGUGCCGUUGGCACACGAACCUUUCAUAACGCUGGCGCAGAUCCACGAAACUGACGAUCCGGAACAGUAUCUCCAAUACUCGCAUAUUGCCGCUCACUUAAAUCCUUCCGAUGCGGAGCAAUGGAUACGUGUGGCUGAAAUACUUAUCGAACAGGGGAAAAUAGAUGAGGCGUUGAAAUGCUACACAAGAGGCAUAAAAGCGGACCCGAAGAAUGUAGAUAUGCGCCUGAAACGGGCGCGUCUCAUGGAGAGCAGGGAUGAGAAACAAGCUUUUAAAUACUACUACAGCAUGCUACCGUACAUCCCGAAGGAACAAGCUGAUUUUCUAAUCGGAACUGCUAAACGCGUGGCUAAAAAGUUCCAUGAAGAAGCGAACGUUGGCGCUGCGUUAGACGCGAUGGAACGUGCGUACGCAACGGUACCGGAAAAGUUUAGUAUGGAAGACAUCAACUUACUUAUUGAACUGCAAAUUGCCAGCGGGCUGUAUCGUCGUGCGUUGAGUAUUCUUUCUUCACAUGCCAAAAUAGAGAUACUGAAUUGUGAUUUGGACGACGUUGAAAGUGAGUCCUUGGGUACAAACUUUGCAAUAGUAAUGCCGGACAAUAUUAUGCUAGACUUGCGUACCAAGUUGGCUGUAGUGUUAGUGCAUUUGAAAUGUGAACAUUUGUUCGAUCAAAUAAUAGGCGAUAUCUUAAUGCACAUUGAUCCGGAAAACGCCGGCGAUUGUUAUUUAGAUGUAGCAGAAGCCCUCAUGAAAGAAGAAUACUAUCGUUAUGCCCUACGUCUGCUAGUACCGCUAAUUAAAAGUCAAAAGUUUUCUUUGGCCGCUGUAUGGUUGCGUUAUGCAGACUGUUCUCGCUGGAUUGAAGAUUACGAUGAAGCCAUCAUCGGCUACAGAAAGGUAGUAUCCCUUGCGCAGUAUUUAGACGCAAGAUUAGCGCUGGCUGCACUGCUUAAAAAACAAGGAAAAUACGACGAAGCACUACAAGCGCUAGAACAAGAUGCAGAAAAAGAAUAUCUCGACCCUGAAGUACUACAUGAGCGUUGCCUGUUGUUACACGAAGUUGGUCAUUAUGAGGAGUUUCUUGCUGCUGGUUUCACGCUUCUAGCAAGACACUGCUAUCAAAUAAAAAAACGCCAGGAUAUGGUAAUUGUCUCACAUGUCAAGUAUUACGAGCUACGUGCAAAAGAAUCCAAGAAACGUGUUAUCGGUGAAGGUGUACCGGAUUUUGUGUCUGGUAAUGAUCUACCGCUAGAAAUAGAGUGGGAUCUUAUAUUACGUUUGCUAACCGUUGCUGAUCAGCUUCGAGAGUACCCGUACUACAUGAAGCUAGUGUUUACAAUACAAACGUCGAAACGCUUUCACUGUUUCCGAUCUGAAUUACAACAAUUGGCCCUAACAGCAUGCAUAUACAAUCGCGAUCCUACCUUUGGAUUGAACAUCAUCCGAGAGCAAAUACGGCCUCUGUUCGGAUUGAAAAUGGAAGCUAUGACAACAAAGAUGAACCACCCUCAGCUUUGGAAUUUGUUCAAUCUGGUUAUAUUGAUCAGUGGAGAUGUACGCUACCAUCGCUACUUGGCACGGCUCUUUUAUCGUUCAGCACCUAUCGUGAUCUAUCCAAAAGUGUUAAUUGCUAACUACCAUCUCAACUGUUCUACUUACAAGUACGCACUCAACGAGUACAAUAAAAUAUAUCUCGUUACCAAUGAUCCGCUGCAUGCGAUGAUGAUAGCCGUGACGUUGACACAGAUUGCAUGCCAAAAGUUCACAACCAAAAAGCAAUCGCUCAUUGCGCAAGCAAACGUGUUUAUGGAAAAAUAUUUAAAUGGCCGACCGGAGGAGUUGCAACAUGAAGUUUAUUAUAACUUUGGCAGAAUGUACCAUCAACUGGGCAUACUUCAUCUGGCAGUGCAUUACUACAAGCGAGUCUUGAGUUUUGAUCACGAAGUGGUGCGAGAAAAUCCGCAACAUUUAUGUUUGAAAGCCGAGGCUGCGUUCAAUUUAAGCUUCAUCUACAAACACUGUGGAAAUAUCGAACUAGCUCGUAAAUAUUUAUAUCAAUAUAUACAAGUGUGA
Anopheles nili is the source of this 2649-nucleotide messenger RNA. RefSeq names its product general transcription factor 3C polypeptide 3. The coding region runs from base 1 to 2649 and encodes 882 amino acids. Gene Ontology annotation, cellular component: transcription factor TFIIIC complex. Gene Ontology annotation, biological process: transcription by RNA polymerase III. The transcript is spliced from 2 exons. NCBI's taxonomy places the organism in Eukaryota, Metazoa, Arthropoda, Insecta, Diptera, Culicidae. The record is from RefSeq and is a predicted model, not a curated record. Gene Ontology annotation, molecular function: protein binding.